Messenger RNA from Laetiporus sulphureus 93-53, 393 nucleotides. RefSeq lists its product as uncharacterized. The coding region runs from base 1 to 393 and encodes 130 amino acids. The transcript has 4 exons. The record is from RefSeq and is a predicted model, not a curated record. NCBI's taxonomy places the organism in Eukaryota, Fungi, Basidiomycota, Agaricomycetes, Polyporales, Laetiporaceae.
AUGACAUACAUGGUUCAAACAUGCUGCUCCACCAACUUGAGCAGCUUAUUGCAAAAUUACAAAGUUCAAGCAGUCAUGGGCAAACUUGUGGCCAUUUAUGAUGAUGUUUACCAUGAAGACAGGUGGACAAAGGAAGGGAAGAAGACUGUUAAAGACUCCUUCAUGACCAUCAAGCAUCUGGAGGAGUUAUCUGAUCUUAGUGCUGUCAAAGAUCCAUACUGUCACUUUUCUCUUGUGGAUGGGAAGCUCUUCUAUGAUGCAUAUUUACAGGAUAUUGAAGUCAUCAGGCCAUCUCAUAUAACUGACAUUGGAGAGAAAUGUGUGCAUAUGCUAUCAUUUGACAAGAAAAGAGUGACUGAGGCUGAUAGAGAAGUUGCCACACAUCAAAUUUGA